Messenger RNA from Bipolaris sorokiniana ND90Pr, 2147 nucleotides. RefSeq lists its product as uncharacterized. The transcript is spliced from 3 exons. Bases 1 to 1980 code for a protein of 659 amino acids. Lineage: Eukaryota; Fungi; Ascomycota; Dothideomycetes; Pleosporales; Pleosporaceae. The record is from RefSeq and is a predicted model, not a curated record.
AUGGAGCCUUUCAUUCAAACCAUUUCGGUGUCGAAGGUCACUUACCCACUCUAUGACCAUAUCGCCAAUCCAAUCGAAUAUUACUUCAGUUUAAAUUCCCAGUACAUUUGGGAUAAGGACACAAAAAAGUCGUUCCCGGUCGCAAUAUCAAAUGUCACUACUUUUGCGAUUGCAUUCCCUCCAACAGUGGUGGCCAAGGAGUUUCUCUCUCUAAAAGCGCCUUUCAGCAUUGCCGCAAAAUUGGGGACAAUGGCUGUCUUCAGCAAGACCUUUAGUCAACCAACGGAUCCUGAACUGAGUAAGCUUGUACUCCAGCAUCCAACCACAACUGGGGUUCCAGGGGGAGCUACUAAAGAUUUGCCCUGGUGCUAUUGGGGAGAAUUGGAUUGGGAGCUGAAAGGUUCAGACCCUAAAGAUCCUAUCUUCAACUGCAAGACACAAGUUGAGUUCUAUGUCUUGCCCGCUACAUUACCAGAAUAUUUCGACACCUCUGGAAUUCCUCUGGCACUUCUUCGUGAGACUCAUUAUCUAUCAGCCUGGAUGAAGGACCCAGAGACGGAUUGGAUUAAGUUUGUCACCAACGCUUUGUACUCAGACAGCCGUCUAGAAUAUGAGAUCUAUAAUGGUUCCUCAAAGUAUGUCAGCUCCAGAGGCAGCUUCAGAGAUCUUUUUACCAACAACAUUGGUCUUGACUUUUGGCUUGACCUCUGGCUUUCAGAUUUGAAAGGUGUGGUGCUACAAAAAGCAAAGCAUACUGUCAAUUGCUAUGACUUGGCUGCCAUUUGUCAGGCUCUAGUGUCACUAGGAGUAGACUCGUCCACGCAAAUCGUCCGGAUGAAGUAUAUGGACCCCUAUGGAUUCAUCAACCCUACAAACUUGAUCGGAAGGAAGGAGGAUCCUCCAAAUCCAAUGACAAACCCGAAGAACCUUUGCAACAAUCCAUUCUAUGGCAAAGUCAAUGGAUUACCAAUGCUGUGUGGGGAAGACGAAGUAAAGCGCUCAGCUUUCUCGAACCACAUGUUUGUGACAAUCAGCAAAGGAAACGGGCACAACGUCCUAGACGCUUGCUGUGGGCCCCAAUUGGGCGAUGUCACGCUUGAAGACUACGUCAACCAAGCCAUUGACAGCCGUGCAAGCCGUUACCAGCAAAAUAAUAAUCCACUCAAUUACAAACUCGGAGAUGCCUCCGAUAUCACAGAUGGUCAAGGCAUCGCGCAGCUUGUAACCUCCCGCUGCUUUGAGAAAGAGGGUGAUACUAGCCAGUCUGCGUUGUCACUUCUCGACAAACUAGCCAAAGAGUUUGAAAAUGACGGAAAAUGGUAUCAGCCCUACCUCUCAACUCCACAGGGCAACUGGCAAAUCACAGCCACCUGGACGUUCAAGCCCAAUAACAACCUGGGUGAGAUCAUUACUGUAAAUGUAUUUGGAUAUUCAUACUACGCCCAUGCCCCGAUAGAAUAUGAUCGGCGUAAAAAUGCUAUUCAGGGCUGGGUUCCAAAUGCUGCUGUAGGCGAUGACGAUGCUUUCAACGAUACAAACGUCACUGGUAGUAGCAGAAUGUUUUACUCGACAACUACUAACCCAUGCUAUCUCUGUACUAUCGAUACACGUGUUGGGAAAGCAUCUACAAUUGUUGACUUCGGCAACAGAAUUAAAAGCGUGCUCAACAACUCUCUGACAGGGCAGUCUCACCACUCACUUGGUCUAGUGACAGCAAACUCGAAAGGUCCAAUCAAAGUCGGCAGCUCUGUAACAUUAUCUGCACAAGGUUCUCCAGACGCUGUCAAAUACUGGCGAGGGUUCAAUAUUCGAAUCCCACGUUCGAAUGUGCUCUUCACGAAAUGUGAUGUGAACACAAAUGGUGUUGAUUUUCAUAUCCUUGCGCGUAAAGCAGGUUUUGUCACUAUUGUUAUUUCUAUGUUCGGUGGCAACCUAGAAGUGAGUGAGAGGUACAUAAACCUACAGGUUAUCAACCCUUGAAGAUUUUUAUCGCAAGGAAGGCGGUUGUUAUAGGAGGAGAGGGAGGUGGCAUGCAGGGAUAGUCGGAUACGGUUCGGAUCUGACUAGGAUAGAUAUGUAUUAAGACUCUCCCUGUAGCUAGUUCAGCAGCUUUUCGAUACCCUUUCGUACCAGGUGUAUAGGUGAGC